Molecule: messenger RNA, 1182 nt
Organism: Brassica rapa (field mustard)
Lineage: Eukaryota; Viridiplantae; Streptophyta; Magnoliopsida; Brassicales; Brassicaceae
Product: MADS-box transcription factor PHERES 1-like
Biological process (GO): positive regulation of transcription by RNA polymerase II
Molecular function (GO): protein dimerization activity; DNA-binding transcription factor activity, RNA polymerase II-specific; cis-regulatory region sequence-specific DNA binding
Source: RefSeq, a predicted model, not a curated record
AUGUCGACAAGGGGAAGGUUAAAGCUAAAUUUCAUAGAUAACAAAUCAGCAAGAAACCAAACUUUUAAGAAGAGGACGAGAGGUUUUAUGAAGAAAGCCAAAGAGCUGUCUACUCUCUGCGGUAUCAAAGUUUCUGCGGUUAUCAAGAGCUGCGACAAUGCGGAGCCGGAGUUUUGGCCGUCAAGGGAAGGCGCUGAAGCAGUGCACUCGGAGUUUAUGAAGGUGGUGGAGACGCAAGGGUUCAGUAAGAUGCAUAACCAUGAGAGUUAUCUGUUGGAGAGGAUCCAGAAAGACGGAGAGAAGGCAAGGAGGCUACAUGCUGAGAAUCGAGAGAUUGAACUUAGAGAGGUUAUGUUCGAUCUUCUCAAGGGGAAGACGCUGAUGCCGCAUCAGUAUGGUGAUCCAAGUUUUAUGAGAGAGCUGAAUCUUUUCAUUGGUGGUUAUGCCAAUAGGGUAACUUACAGAACCCAAUUCCUCGAGGGGAGUGUUGAGCCUGUUCCUCCUAAUUUCGCUGGUGCAAAUGCACAUGGUCCUGUUGUUGAUGAUGUGAACCCUGUUGUUGUCGGAACCGAGGGUUCGGUAAUUAACCCUACUGAAGCUUAUGACCAUAUGCCCCAAUAUGAUGGUAUGGAUAUGAGUGUGAAUGUGGAGGUUCCUGAACCAUUUCAAUACCAAACUAAUGCUAACUAUUAUGAUCAGACUCAACCUUGGUUCAAUGGUUCGAGCCAAGGUAUGAAUGUGAAUCAUCAAGAACCAUUUCAAUACCAAACUCCUCCUAACUCUUAUGAUCACAUCCAGCCUAUGUUCAAUGGUUCGAGCCAGGGUAUGAAUAUGAAAUAUGAAGAACCAUUCCAAUACCAACCUCAUGGUAACUUGUAUGAUCAGAUGCAGCCUAUGUUCUAUGGUUCGAGCCAGGAUAUGUAUACAGGUUUGAGUCACGAUCAGGGACAGAGUUCGAAUACAACACAACAGUUCAUGAGCCUAUUGAUGGGACGACCUCAGCAGAUGAGUGAUGUUCAAGAUCUUGCAAGCGUUGCUUCCAUGGAUGACAACAAUAAUCGCUACCAACAACUACCAGUCACCAGUCAGAUGCCUUCCACCACCACCACCACCACCGCCGCCGCCAAUCUUUCUGGUCAUAGCAUCAACAAUGGUUGGCCAACAAAGUUUGGUUUGGACUGA